AUGGAAUUCUGGAACACCACUCUAGUAAACGGUUUCUUCCUCAUUGGAAUUAUACAGGAUAGCAGGUCCCCUCAGCUGGUGUGUGUCAUAAUCAUAUUCUUUUAUUUGGUAGCCAUGGCCACUAAUAGUCUCCUACUGCUGUUGAUUAUUACCGAUAAUAGGCUCCAUGUGCCUAUGUACUUCUUGCUCAGCCAGCUCUCACUUAUGGAUCUGCUCUUCACAUCUGUUGUUGCCCCCAAGACAUUGGUAAAUUACCUUUGUGGACAAAACACCAUAUCCUUUACAGGCUGUGGGCUUCAGAUGUUUCUAGCACUGACACUUGGGGGUGCAGAAGAUAUUCUGUUAGCUUUCAUGGCCUAUGACCGCUAUGUGGCCAUCCGUCACCCUCUGACCUACAUGGUUAUUAUGAGACCAAAGAUUUGCUGGUCCAUGGUUGCUACAUCUUGGCUUUUAGCAUCUCUGAAUGCCCUUGUGCACACCAUCUACACCAUGCAUUUCCCUUUCUGUAAAUCCCGGGAGAUUCACCACCUGCUCUGUGAGAUCCCUCCACUGCUGAAGCUGGCAUGUGCUGAAACUUCACAGUACAAGUUCAUUCUAUAUACAACUGGUGUGACCUUCCUUUUGAUGCCCCUCUCUGCCAUCUUUGCUUCCUAUGCCUUAGUCUUGACUGCUGUGUUCCAUAUGCCACCAACACAGGGGAAAGAGAAAGCUUUGCUUACUUGUUCAUCCCAUCUGACAGUGGUUGGGCUCUAUUAUGGAGCUGCCAUGUUCAUGUAUGUCCUGCCUACUGCCUACCACAGCCCUCAUCAGGACAAUAUCCUGUCUGUGUUCUACACCAUUGUCACUCCAGCCCUGAAUCCUCUAAUCUACAGUCUGAGGAACAAAGAUGUUCUGGGAGCCCUAAAGAAAGUUCUAGGGAAAGGCCCCUCAGUACAGAGAUUUUAG
Molecule: messenger RNA, 945 nt
Organism: Monodelphis domestica (gray short-tailed opossum)
Lineage: Eukaryota; Metazoa; Chordata; Mammalia; Didelphimorphia; Didelphidae
Product: olfactory receptor 2AG1-like
Biological process (GO): G protein-coupled receptor signaling pathway
Cellular component (GO): membrane
Molecular function (GO): G protein-coupled receptor activity; olfactory receptor activity
Source: RefSeq, a predicted model, not a curated record